AUGACCAAAGCACAAAUGACUUCAACGUCGAAACUAAAACGAUUUAUUGUACUAGGUGAUGCUGGUGCCGGUAAAUCAUCGUUCAUUAAUUUUUUGUACAAUUAUUAUCAUGGUACAAAAAAGUCAAGUGAAAUUUUUUGUGAACAUCCACAAGUGAAACUAGCUAUACCAUGUGCAAAUUGGUUGGAUUGUCUUGACGAAGCAUACAAGAAUAAUAACAGUGAACAUAAUAUUAACGACCAAACAAAAAGUCAAACACAAAUAUGUACUACAUAUAUAAUUCAUCGAAAAACUAGUUGUUUAGAGAUAAUUGACACGCCGGGAUUUAAUGACACAAACGGUGCUGAUGUUGAUGAAAAAAAUUUGACAUUGAUUGAAAAGGCAUUGAAAGAAGUGUCCUUCCUAAAUGGAAUUAUCUUGGUUGUGAACGGUGCCGUUCCACGUCUUGGUGUUUCAUUCAAAAACUUUUUGCAUAUGUUACAUCAAGUAUGGCCCAACAACUUGUUGAAUAAUUGUGUUGCUAUUUUGACCAAUUGUGAUGAGCUAAGUGUUAAUUUAGAUUCAUCAGUAUUGAAGCGCGAUCUCAAUGUUGACGAUAGCAAAAAAUUUCAUUUGCAAAAUAGUUUAUUCCGAUGGGACCCAAAGAAACGAUCACCGAAAACAAUUCAUCGUUUCCAACAAGAUUUUGAAGAUAAUUUGGAUACAAUUAAAUCAUUAGUGCAGAAAUUGUCAGAGUUUCAUGAGGUUUCAACAAUAUCAUUUGAAGUUGGUGCAAUCAAAAUCGCAUUAAUUGAAAAGUGUGUUUUUCAAUCUAUACAAAACAUGGUGGAUUUACUCGAAAAAUACAAAGAGCAACAGGUAGCACAAGCUGGUAUUGAAGGUGCUCGAGAUACAAUGCAAAAUAAUAAAGAAUGGGAUAAGCAUCGAGAAAUCAAUGCUGUUCGUUGGGUGGAAGCUCCACGACGUCGAUCACCGUCGCCAUCACGAUUACAACAGUUCUCGUCGGUCGGAGCGGAAUGCGUCUCGUCCAAGAAGCCGACAGAGCUGUUGUCAAAUAAGCCGCAGUAUCUGUUAUCUAACGAAGGAAAACAGACCUCGCUCGAUGAAGCAGAACAGAUCUUGGGCAUGGAACGUCGAAAAACGGCGGAGCUGACAUUUCCACCAAAAGACCACGAUUUGCGUAUUUCAAAAUCCUGUAAUGGUUGUCAGGUAGACGACACAUAUUUGAACAAACAUAAUGAUCAAGCUCUGGAUGAUUCAACGGUCACUGUUGAUAGAAAACAUGAUAAAGAAACCGCACAAGUUGACAUUUUGUCUCUUGGCUUCGGCACUGGAAGCCAUCAACAGUAUAACCCGACAACAUCAGAAAAAAAGUAUUCGCCUCCAUCGCUUCACAAUUUUUCUUCUAAUCAACAAUCGUUAAUAGUACCAUAUUGUUCUACACCUGAUGGAUCCCACACGUUAGCACUAGCUAAUGAAAAACACUACCAUCACGAUUCGUCUGCAGAGCGCAAUGAUGAUAGUCAACAACGAGUCACAUAUCCAGUUCCUUCUUUGAAUAAUCACUACGAUACUUUUGGUUAUCCUGGCGAUUACGGACAUUGCAGUCUUCAGGCAGUAUAUCAACAGGAGCAAACCAAAAUUCAAGUAACGUUACCAGAUAACGAAGCACGAUCACAUCAUAAAUAUGCCCAAGAACAAGAGUCUAAGUUACAGGUAAGACGGCAAGACUUAGUUAAUGAACAACAACUGUUGAUGAGUUCAAUGACGUCACUGUUAGAACAGUUGAAAAAACAAGUUGCUGAAUUACGUUCAAUUAACAAAAAUUAUAAUAUUAUUGAACGAAAUCGUAAUGUAUUAAUCUUAUUCCGCGAUGAGAUUAAAUAUAUGGGUGAUGGUCCAGAAAUGUUACGCUACUAUAAUGAUACAGCGGCUAUUUUAUCCAACUAG
Didymodactylos carnosus is the source of this 1950-nucleotide messenger RNA. Lineage: Eukaryota; Metazoa; Rotifera; Eurotatoria; Philodinida; Philodinidae. The record is from the annotation of a GenBank genome assembly.